CAAGUCAAGUGUCUGUUUGAGAGCUGUUGGGGUCAGUGUUUGAUCUGCCAAUGAUAUCAUCGGCUUCAGACUGGUCGGAGACUUGUCGUUACCUUCCGCAUCAUCAUCGCCAGAGCACCAAGCAAGAAAGAAGAAAGAAAGAGACCAUACAGGUUUAAGGUGUGCAUGUAUAACUUCUAAUAGUGCUAUUCUUGCUGUGAGAAGACAAUGAGAUAGCAUUGACAAAGAUACCACCACGAGAAAAGCAAGAAACAAUGGGAGCUAGGAGAAGAUUCGUCUCCAUGAUCCGAUGUGAGGAUCCAUCAUCAUCAUCAACAUCAUCAAGCAUUGGCAUGAGAAAGCUCCAGGCGAAAAUGUCCAGUCGGCAUUACAUGCUGGAUAUGAUCACUGCGGUGACCAUGGUGGGAAUUCUCAUAUUGACGUUGGGUUCCAUGGCCACGACACGAGAAUCUGUGAAUGUCCCUGCCAAUGAUGCCAUCACAGUGUCCACUGUUGUCACCCCCAUUCGGGAAAUCAACAAGAGUGCGGAAGUGUCCGUGCUGGCCAGUGGUGAAUUGGUGGCUCAAUCUCCUGCCUUGGAUUAUUUCUUGACCAGGAUGCUCCAGCCAUUUCUAUUGGAAGCUGGUUUGACAGUGACGGUGCAUUCCAUGGGCAUUCCACUGAUUGUGGCGUGUUCCAAGUGGUUGGGUCCUUACAGUCAUUCGGGAUGGACCAUGCGACAUCGAUUUGUCGGCUUUGCGCGACUCUUGAAACGGCUAGGAAAGGCACCAAAAGCAUGGAGACGGAUACUCAAACCACCACAACCAUUGCGACGAUGGACACCAGCGCGUCUUUGGAGAAAUUCCAAACGGGCCGUGCAACAUCUCUACCGAAAGCGAUCCCGGUAUUCGGUCGCCAGUGAACUCACCAAUCUGGUACCACCCGAAUCAUCCAAUGCCUCCACCGAAGAAUGAAUGAAAUGAAAAGCAACCCCAGCAAACGGUGGUAUAGCAUUAAAACUAUGAUGCCUCUAGAGGGAAUGGGAUAGAAAUAGAACCUAACACGAACAAACAAAUAAAAGAAGAACACUACAAAAUAGUUCCAUUCUGCAAGGAGAAAGGAUCGCCUCCCGUUGACAUGCUAAAAUUCUAAACUUUGUUGGUAGACCUUGUUUUUCCUUCCAU
Molecule: messenger RNA, 1163 nt
Organism: Seminavis robusta
Lineage: Eukaryota; Bacillariophyta; Bacillariophyceae; Naviculales; Naviculaceae
Source: the annotation of a GenBank genome assembly